Cyprinus carpio (common carp) is the source of this 4379-nucleotide messenger RNA. RefSeq names its product potassium channel tetramerization domain containing 2 (gene kctd2). The record is from RefSeq and is a predicted model, not a curated record. Gene Ontology annotation, molecular function: cullin family protein binding. Gene Ontology annotation, biological process: protein homooligomerization; proteasome-mediated ubiquitin-dependent protein catabolic process. Gene Ontology annotation, cellular component: cytoplasm; Cul3-RING ubiquitin ligase complex. NCBI's taxonomy places the organism in Eukaryota, Metazoa, Chordata, Actinopteri, Cypriniformes, Cyprinidae.
UUACUUGACCGGGAAGUGAUACGUUGAGUCUCACCCAUAAUAUUUGUAGCUUGCAUGGGUCGUUUGUAUAAACAAAACGGGUCGGUGUAGCGUUUUUUGGGAAUUGUAAGCUAUGUCGCCUCGCUUGCGCGUUACUAACACACCGCAACGUUUGUGCCGUCGGUUUCAGCGCGUGUAAACCCGGCCUGUUUAGCGUAACAGCGCCGUGCGGAGCGCUAAAUAAAGGCAUUUAGUGUCUGAUCAAGACGGAACUGACUGUUUGUGCUGCAAAAAUAUGGCAGAGUUGCACGUUGAGCCCAACGCGAAUGGCAUCAUCGAGCAGACCGAGCAUUGUGAAAUCAGAGGCUCCGUGACCGUGAGACUCCCCUCGCCUACACUGGUGAUUCCGCCCCGGAGCGGCUUGUCCAGUCCAGGGGUCUCCGGCUCCAGAGCAGUGUUCGGGUUCCCUAUGAAGAGCAACCCCACUUCCCCAUCACCAGAAGCCACAGAGAAACCAGGAUCUCGGUGGGUUCGGCUCAAUGUCGGGGGAACCUACUUUGUUACAACCAAACAGACCCUGUGCAGGGAUCCUAAAUCGUUUCUGUAUCGAUUAUGUCAGGAAGAUCCAGAUCUGGAUUCGGAUAAGGAUGAGACAGGAGCAUAUUUGAUUGACAGGGAUCCCACAUAUUUCGGACCCAUCUUGAACUACUUGAGGCAUGGGAAGUUGAUCAUCAACAAGAACCUUGCUGAGGAGGGUGUUCUAGAGGAAGCAGAGUUUUACAACAUUGCGUCACUUGUGAGGCUGGUGAAGGAGAGAAUACGAGACAAUGAAAACAGAACGUCUCAGGGCCCUGUGAAGCAUGUGUAUCGUGUAUUACAAUGUCAAGAAGAGGAGCUCACUCAGAUGGUUUCCACUAUGUCAGAUGGAUGGAAGUUUGAACAGCUCAUAAGUAUCGGCUCCUCCUAUAACUAUGGCAACGAGGACCAGGCCGAAUUCCUGUGCGUUGUUUCCCGGGAGCUCAACAACUCAACUAACGGGAUUGUUAUCGAGCCCACCGAGAAGGCUAAGAUUCUUCAGGAGAGGGGGUCCAGGAUGUGAGGAACCUGGUGCCUGAGCCCACACAGAUGUCCCAUCCCUCACUUCUUUUCUUCAGAUCCUCCUCCACCAUACAGCUGACACCAAGUUCAUCAGCCCACCACCCCCACCUCACCCUCCCCUCCUCCCUUGUGCCUUUCCACUGUGGGGGUUUCAGUCCCCCUCCUCCCUGCAGUGCUGCAACAUUAACCGAUCAGCACCACCACUAACUAUCAGCCCUAUUACUGACUUAUCAAAAAUGUGUCCAAGGUUAAACCUCAGACCAUUACAUUUGAUGCAAGACUGCUCAGAGAGAGGAUUACAGAGAAGGAGUCAUCAUUCAUCGUAAUGCUUAUUUAUGCAGACUUCAUCAUCAUCAUCAUCAUCAUCCUCUGCAUAUCCCGGUCAGUAUCAUCAUAAUCUUUACAGCUGCUGUUUUAAGGGGUGUUCAGUUGCUCCUGUUGGUUCGGCUGUGUUCACAUGACCAUAAUCUCCUCAGGACUUCCAAAUGGCGUGCAAGAUAGACAGUCAAUACAGCUUCUCAUAACAGCCACAUGAACUUACACUGUAAAUCAUUAGCAUCAUUUCAGCAUUCAUUUCCCAUUGCCUGGUCAGACAGAGAGCACAGCAGAUGGCGCAACUGAUGAAACGAAGACAGCGGCUUUUGAACAUGCAGUAUUUUGUCUUCUAUGGGGCAUGCUUCUUUUGUUAACUACCCAUUUACCCAUCUGGAAAGGACCAGAGGAGAAGGGAGAACUCAUACUGCCAAUUGUCCGGUCAGAUGCCACAAAUCCCUUGUCCAUCGCUGUGAAGAUGUCUGACAUUAUCAAUUUGCUCCGGUUGACUUUUGUCAUCUUGGAUUUUUAUUUUAUUUUUUUGCCUUGUCGCUGUGGAUAUUUCAAAACAGGAAAUUAAAAAAAUGACAAAAUAUGUGGUUUUAGGGCAUGUGAGGAUUAUGUAUAUUCAAAACAUAUGUAUUAUGAAGAGGCCGAACGGAAGUCAUGUAAUUGUUGAUAUCUGUACCAUAGUGGUCGUUUUUUGUGUUUAUCAAGAUGAGUUUCUCUAUUUGAUUGGGGAAGGUUCUGAAUCGACCCCUAAUGUACUUUUUUUUAAAAGCCUGGUUGCCGAGAUGAAAUUGUUUGGUUGUGUUUUUCCUUUAAACACUUUGUUGAUGACUGGAAGAAAAAAAAAAAACAGGAGACUUUUUGUAUAGAUGUAUCAGGCCUACAUAGUCCAGGUGGUUCAGGAGACCUUUGUUGUUGAACAAAGUGCCCACAAGUUUUGAGUCAGGGCAAAACUGCAUUAGUGGCUCUUUGUUGCAUUUUUUUGACACCAGAUCUAACUCUUCUCAUAACAUUUUGGCUAUUUAACUGUUUAACUCGUUUUUGUUUAAAGUCUGAUCACGUCAGUGGAAUGUUUUUGAAUGUAAAGGGCUCUGUUUAUUAUGGAACGCUUUUGCCAUUUCAUUUUAAUUUCAUAAUCUAAUAUCAUUUCAGGUAAAUCAUUUUAUAUUUGCUUCAUUUUAACAUUGAAGCUCCGUCUUUGAAACUGGUUGCCCACUCCUGUUUAGCAGCAGAUAAACUUGAUCUCCUGUUUUAUCUCCUGUAUUUAGUUUUUCAAUAUUUACAUUGUGGUUUCUCUACAUCACAAAUUGUCAGUAUUUUAAUGGUAUCCAGGCUGUAUUUUGGUUAUUUGGUUCUUAUCCAUCGAUGAAAUAUUGUUGAAUCUAGGGGUCAGUCUAAGAUGGCAUCAUGUACGUGGACUCAUUUUACCUCUUUAAACUCAUGUCCUUUGGUUUAUCAUAUCAAGGAGGAAAAGUACUUGAGUCUGUGAGCUACUUUGUGGUUGUUGGCUUUCCAUUUCUUCCGUUGUGUUAAUGUUUUCCCCCUCCUAGAGAGAGUUUAUUUGUUUAGCCCCAAUUAUUAGUCAUUGAAGCCCCUAUAACAGGAUCUCAGCUCUCUCAUGGGAUCCUAUUGUACAUUUCCAUUGUUCAAAUUGGUUUAAGAUCUAAUUUCAAAGAAGAAUCCUGGAUUCAAAUCUAGGUGGCGCUGUUUAAGUCUCUCUCCGUCCCAGUUGUUUGUCUAGUGUUGUGCCUUUGACUUGUCGUGCCCUACAUGUCUUAGAUUACUCUUCUUUAAAUACAGAAAUGGUGUUUAUUUCAUGCCUGUUUUGACUAAAUCAGUUCUGUUCCUUGACUCAGAUACUGACUGUGCCUGUUUCCCCUGAGUUUUUUAUUGUUCUUGUUUCAGUGGUUCAUCUGUAUUUAGCUUUUCCAUUCUUGCCCCAUGCACUUUUCAUUUGGCACCUACCUGCUUUUUAAUGUUCUCACUGUGUGGAUUUUGUUCUAUUUUUAAAGUUAAACCCCAUGUGAGGCAUAAGAAAAUGUCAUGAGCAGUCUCAAGUUUUAUUUAGGAAACUUAGGAAUAUAGAUGUCACAUUGACUGCUAAUGCUUUAAGCACUUGAGAUUGUGAGACUUCUGUGUCUCUUUUUUCCUUAGUAAUCUACUAUUCUUCUUUAGGUUUUGUGCCCCAUAUUGUUUAAGAUCAAACAAAAAGAUAUAUAGAUACAGAUAUUUUCUUUGUGAAAAAAGAUAUAUGCUAUUUUGAAAAACAGGAGGUUGGCGUUUUGGAACGGCAACUUGGAAGCAUGCAAUGUGUCGGGUAUAUAAUGUUAUAUGCUGGGAUGUUGUCAUAUUGUGAAGGUGAAUUGGUGCAUGGACAGUUGACAGAUGGUAUUAAAAAUAUUUCAUAAGUGGAACUUUAAAGAAAAAUAUGACCCUAUUUUAACUGUUCUGUACAGAAAUCGAUAAAAUCAAACACAGUACUACUGGAAAAAGUUGCUUGCUGAGGCUAAAUAUGCUUAUGCAACACACCAUGUAUCUGAUAAAAACAUAGCUUUCAACCAAUGUUUUUCAGCUGGCCACAAUUGCAGACCUCUGUUAUAACUUAUCCAGAUAAAGUUAAAAACAAGGUCCAUGUUUAACAUAAGAGUCGUUUUUUGCUGCCAUAAUAGUUAGUCUACAAAACCUGCAUGCUUUAAUAUACAGUACACACACAUUUUAACAUGCUAAAAAUCUGCUCUUUCAUCAGAUGUUUUGGGUGUAUUGCAUUGUCAACAGUAUUGAUGUAAAGUGUCAAAUAUGUCACUAGGUUGAUGAGUUUGUGGAGCUAAGUGUUCUUGAAAUGGGUAGUCUUGAUCAGAAUGUCCUUUUCAUUUGUUUUCUUUUCAUUUUUAAAGUUUGUCUUCUGACGCAGUUUCUUGCAGUGUACAGAUUGCAAAAUGAUAAUGUAUGAUUUUUAUCAUAAAAUGUGUUUGUGUUUCAGA